Molecule: messenger RNA, 2805 nt
Organism: Cryptotermes secundus
Lineage: Eukaryota; Metazoa; Arthropoda; Insecta; Blattodea; Kalotermitidae
Gene: sals
Product: glutamic acid-rich protein
Exons: 11
Coding region: 114-2267 (717 amino acids)
Molecular function (GO): actin binding
Source: RefSeq, a predicted model, not a curated record
UCGCGCAAGUUGGUGCAAUCAGUUGUAUUUCUGACAGUGCGGUGUCAAUACAGUGUUUGUGGUAUUGUAGUAACCACUUCAUUGCUGAAAGGCCUCCAGUUUUCGUCCAUCAAAUGCCGGCCAUUAAUCCAGGAACAGGAGCGUCUAGUGGCUCCCAACAGCAAAGGACAACAUUUAGGCCCCCAUGGGUCAAGGAAGGUCCUGAGCCCCUCCCUCUACCCACAGCACCAUGGACUCUAGCUCGAACAAGACAAAGAGCACCUGAAGCACAGGAGGCAGGUCCCGUGAAGCCAGAUCUGAAACCUGUGUCACGUAAGAACUCCACAUCCACAAGCAACAAUGUAUCAGCAGAUAACCACAGCAGCAACAGCAGCAGACAUUCAGGGGCUGCCAACAAUGAGCCCACACCUGUCAGGAAGACCAGCAAGAUCACAAUAAUACCCUCAAGACCCUCAGCAGAUGGAGCAAAUGUCAAAGAAAACGGUCACGAUGCCUCCAGUACAGCUACUACCAACUCAAAAACAAAUAAUACCAGGCCACAAGAAGCUGCAAAUAAAACAAGGUCAUUAAAAUCUCCAACGUCACAAGCUAAAGAAAUUCCUAUUGAAAUCAAAAGUACAACUAAACCUAAACAGGAAGAACAGAAAGUAAAAACCAGUAACAAACAGCUGGAACAAAAACAAAAAAGUAGUAGCAAACAGCAAGAGGAACCAAAACAAGACACCGAAGUGGAAUCUAAACCACCACAACCACCUGCACCGCCUAUGCCACCACCACCAAUGCCAGGACUAGAAAAAAAGCCAAUGUCAGAAAGCAAGUUAGAAAAGUUGGAAGCACUGAAGAGCCGACCCAGGAAACGCCCUGACUGGGGUGCCAUGAUGAAGGAAGUGGAAUCAAGUAACCGGAAGCUGAAACAUGUCCAGUGCAACGACAGAAGCAGUCCACUCCUACCUAAAGUUAAGGUCAAAGAUAGGUUCAUGUAUGAAUCAGAGAAACCCACUGUUCACAACCAACUACUCAAGGAGAUCCAGUCAGGAAUAAAGCUUAAGAAGGUUCAAACAGAUGACAGAAGUAAACCACAACUUGAUGGUCUUCGCAAGUUCCGUCGCCAGAUGACAAUCGAGGAGCAAAUCCAGAAGGCUGAAGUUGAAGAGACUGAAGUUGAGCCCGAUGAGCUGGAUGACAUUGACAGUGUGCGAGAUGACCUUCAGUCUACAAAACAGAUGCUGGCACUUGAAAUGAGAAACAAGGAGGCCGUGGAACGAGAAAACAAGAAGCUUCUGACCAGGAUACUGAAUCUGGAAGUCGAGCUGGAGAAAGAACGUGCAGCGAAAAGGCAGACUGAAGAUGUGUCACCUUGGGCCAGAAAAGAGGAGGAUGAACAGGAGAAACGAAAACUACAGAAAGAUCUGGAAGAGGCACAGAGAUCAGCAGAGGAAAUGGAAACAAAAUACCAUGACACAGCAGGUCAAUUAGACAUGAUAAAGGCAGACUUGGAAGAAGCUCUUCGUAAAAAUCAGGCACUUGAGAGAAAGCUACAGGCCAGUAUCCUAAACCAGGACAAAGGCAGCGAACAGCCUCUACGCAAACAGCCAUCAUCUAAGAAGUUGGCAGCAGCUGCUAGGGAAAGCAAUGCUAACAUGCAACAGGCCCUAGGACAAGAGCCAAAAGAAGAAGAUGAGGAGUCAGAGUACGAAGAAGAAACUGAGACAGAAACAGAGUCCUCUUCUGAGGAUGAAGACACUGAGGCACUUCAGGAGAGGAGGGUGGCUCGGGAAUUGAAGCUGCUCCUGACAAAGCUUAAAUCGUUUAAACAGAAAGAGGAAGUGGCACGAAAGGAGAGGCACUCGCUACGGGAUCAACUUAAGAAGCAACAAAAGAUUCUAAGUGAUGAGAAAAAGAAGUACAAAGUUCUUCAAAAAGAGGUUGAUAAAAUGGCAAAUCUGAUGAAAGAUGAUGAAGAGGAAGGAAGUGAGGAUGAAGAUGAGCCUGAGGAAAGUGAAGAUUCUGAGUCUGAAAGUGAAAGUGAGGAAUCAGAAGAAGAAGAGAGUGAUGGAGACCUACCCCCAGAUGCUCCAGCAGAAAAUAGAAAGCAAAACCUGACUGAAAGGGCCAAGAGGCAUGAAAACUGCCUGGCAGCUCUCCGCAAGGGCAACUACCUUCUGAAAGCAAACAUUGACCGAAUCAAAGAUGACCUCUUCAAGCAGAAAGAGAUGUCUUUGAGAUUACAAGAAGAUCUCAACUCUGUUCUUGCAGAACUUGGUUGAACAAAAUAAUGUUUUGUCAAAACAACAAUAUUACCAAGCAAAUACAGGAUCGAUGUAUUUGCUGCAGCUUGCAAAGGAGUAUACAUCAAAGAUAAAUUUUCUUGCCAUAAAAUUUCUUCAAAUUGGAGAUGAAAAUUAUAAUACAGACUGUGGCACAGAAGUCAAACACCUCCAAAUGUACUAGGUCAAUAAUAAAAUACUGUUCAACAAAGACUGACACAAAUAACAAAAGUAUAUGUAACAACAUGGAAAGAACAGUCUUAUUAGGAUUUAAGUAUACUUUGGAUUCAGUGCAAAAAGUGAAUGUAAACUCCUGGUUAUCGAGUAUCCAAGCAUGUGGAACUCACAUGCAACUGGCUAAAAUUUCAAAGAAAAUUUACAAUUUUUGUAAAGUUCUUUCAAAAACGAAAUUGCAAAUGCACACAUGUCCACCCAUCAUGCUGUAGCUAUCCCAGCCAAUAUUAACAGUGCAACUCAUCAUCCUCCUACAGACUGCUACCAUUACAGUCAUAGUGAUCCAUAAUUAGAGCAGAGGCUA